Salvia splendens (bonfire salvia) is the source of this 1132-nucleotide messenger RNA. RefSeq names its product probable membrane-associated kinase regulator 4. NCBI's taxonomy places the organism in Eukaryota, Viridiplantae, Streptophyta, Magnoliopsida, Lamiales, Lamiaceae. Gene Ontology annotation, cellular component: plasma membrane. The record is from RefSeq and is a predicted model, not a curated record. The transcript has a single exon. Gene Ontology annotation, molecular function: kinase inhibitor activity. The coding region runs from base 9 to 899 and encodes 296 amino acids.
UAGCAAAAAUGCUACAAAAUCUCCACAACUCCUACUCGGAUUCAUCAACAACAUCAUCAUCAUCUCAAGAAGAUGACUACAUCGACAUGGAAGUAGAAAUCGACUACUACCACUACCACCACCACCAAUCCUUGGACAACCACAGUAGCAUCUUCAAUCAAUCCUCAAACAAUGAGUUUGAAUUCCAACAAAGCUUCUCGAGCUCGUCCGACCGGGACCCGUACGCCACCACAUCCUCCGCGGACGAGCUCUUCUACAUGGGGAAGCUCCUUCCCCUCCACCUCCCGCCCCGCCUCGAGAUGGUCCACAAGAUCCUCCACUCCACCACCCCUUUCCACAACGACGACGAGCCCUUCAGCACUCCCAUUGCCACCACUCCCUUCGAGUCGUGCAACAUCUCCCCCUCAGAGUCAUGCGAGGUCAGCAGAGAGCUGACCUCGGAUGACUACAAGCACAUCCUUGUCAAUCAUGACAAAAAAUCUUGGACAAGGAAGACAAAGAUGAUUAAACAGUCGUCUUCGUCUCCCUCGUCCAAGAUCAAAUGGACCUCCUACAUCAAGUCCCUCUUCACCAAAUCCUCCGGCUGCACGAGCAUGAGCCAACACUCUGCUACAGAUGUUUCCAAGGCGAAGAACGAGCAUAUCAAGAAUGUGGCCCCGUUCGGGCAGAUCAAGUACAACGAAGAUCAGAGGGGGAGGCACCGGAGAUCAUUCUCCGAGGCCAUUAAACAACUGUCGAAGCGUAAAUGUUCGACGUCUAAUUUGAACGUGCUGGCCUUGAAAAGGAGCAUCGGCUCGAGUUCGGAGGUUGAGAGCCCAAUUCAGGCUGCUAUUGCGCAUUGCAAGAGGUCUCACAAAGCCAGGGAAGAAAGAGUAUCAGUUUGCACAAGUCAUGUGUGAAUGUGAUGACACCUUUUUUUGACCUUUAUAUUUCCUGUGUCCUAAUGGAUUCAGAUCAAUUCUUGAUGCUGUGGUUUAUACAUAAAUAACUUGUUUUCAUUUGGAGAAAUUGUUGCAUCUUCGUCUUAGGUGUCUUUGUUAGUUUUUUCUUUUUUUAUAUACAAAUAAUUCAUGCUUUGUUUUGUAGAAAUAUUGUUGGACACUUUAGUUUAGUGUUUGAGCUAUGACUAUGA